This is a messenger RNA of Phascolarctos cinereus (koala), 10872 nucleotides long. NCBI's taxonomy places the organism in Eukaryota, Metazoa, Chordata, Mammalia, Diprotodontia, Phascolarctidae. The record is from RefSeq and is a predicted model, not a curated record.
UCUGUCCAAGAAAUCUCAGGUUAAAUGGAAGUCACCCUCGGGAGCUGGAUGCCUGUGUAGUACAUCUACCACAUCAGGAGAUUGCGAUGAGUGGGGGAGGAGAGCAGCCAGAUAUCCUCAGUGUUGGUGUCUUGGUCAAAGAAAGAUGGAAAGUGUUGAGAAAAAUAGGAGGUGGGGGCUUUGGAGAAAUUUACGACGCCUUGGACUUGCUCACCAGGGAAAAUGUUGCGUUGAAGGUAGAAUCAGCUCAGCAACCAAAACAAGUUCUAAAAAUGGAAGUCGCUGUAUUGAAGAAACUGCAAGGCAAAGACCAUGUUUGCAGAUUCAUUGGCUGUGGGAGGAAUGAUCGGUUCAAUUAUGUGGUCAUGCAAUUGCAGGGUCGGAAUCUGGCUGAUCUUCGUCGUAGCCAGUCUCGGGGAACAUUCACCAUUAGCACGACCCUGCGGCUGGGUAAACAGAUUUUGGAGUCCAUCGAGAGCAUUCAUUCUGUGGGCUUCUUACACCGAGACAUCAAGCCGUCAAACUUUGCCAUGGGCCGGUUUCCUAGUACUUGUAGAAAAUGUUAUAUGCUGGAUUUUGGCUUGGCUCGACAGUUUACCAAUUCCUGUGGUGAUGUCCGACCACCUCGAGCUGUGGCAGGAUUUCGAGGAACAGUCCGGUAUGCAUCAAUCAAUGCUCAUCGAAACAGAGAAAUGGGAAGACACGAUGAUCUUUGGUCUUUGUUCUACAUGUUGGUAGAGUUCGUAGUUGGACAACUGCCUUGGAGAAAAAUAAAAGACAAGGAGCAAGUGGGUUCUAUUAAGGAGAGAUAUGAGCACAGACUUAUGUUGAAACAUCUCCCUACAGAAUUCAGCAUCUUUCUGGACCAUAUCUCCUCUUUAGAUUAUUUUACCAAACCUGAUUACCAGCUUCUUACAUCCGUGUUUGACAACAGCAUCAAGACUUUUGGAGUAAUUGAGAGUGACCCUUUUGACUGGGAGAAGAGUGGAACUGAUGGCUCCCUAACAACCACCACUACUUCCACAACCCCUCAGUUACACACUCGCCUAACACCAGCUGCAAUUGGAAUUGCAAAUGCCACCCCUAUUCCAGGAGACUUACUUCGAGAAAAUACAGAUGAGGUAUUUCCAGAUGAACAGCUCAGUGAUGGGGAGAAUGGUAUCCCUGUUGGUGUAUCACCAGAAAAACUUCCUGUAUCUGUGGGACACCCUCGUCCUCAGGAGAAGGAUGUCUGGGAAGAAAUGGAUAUCAACAGGAACAAGAUAAAACUGGGGAUCUGUAAGGCUGCUACAGAAGAGGAGAAUAGUCAUGGUCCAGCAAAUGGUAUACUGAAUGCUCCAAGCCUUGGUUCACCAAUUCGUGUCCGCUCUGAGACAACCCAGCCAGAGAGAGAUGUCCCAUUGGUACGAAAGUUACGGUCUAUCCACAGUUUUGAGUUGGAGAGGCGUCUGACCUUGGAGUCAAAGCCAGACACUGACAAGUUUCUGGAGACUUGCUUGGAAAAAAUGCAGAAAGACUCCAGUGUGGAAAAGGAACCAGUUCCCCCUGCUUCUCUUCUUCAUAAGCCCUGUGCUCCUGCUGUGACCCGUACUGACCACAUCUGGCACUAUGAUGAAGAGUACCUCCCAGACGCUUCUAAGCCUGCGUCUGCCAACUCUCCAGAGCAGGCAGAUGGUGGUGGGAGCAAUGGAUUCAUAGCUGUCAACCUGAGCUCCUGCCAGCAGGAGGUUGAUUCCAAGGACUGGGUGAUUGUGGACAAGGAGCGGGACCUUCAUGAUUUCAGGACGAAUGGGGCUUUAGGGCAUAAAACUGGAAGCCCUUCAGAUGAGGAACCUGAGGUGCUGCAAAUCCUCGAGGAAUCUCCUCAAGAAGAACAGCAUAAACUAGGUCCUUGGGUAGAAGAUGAUCAUAAAAAAAAUGGAGCCCCCAGUGUGGUCUUGGCACUGUCGGUGGCGUGUCCUGCCACUGCAGCAUCAGAGCAAUAUGCAGAUAGACUAGAACUCCAGACUGGAGCUGCGGGCCAGUUUCUUGCAGCCACACCCACCAGCCCAAUGGAGGCUCAAGCAGAAGGACCUCUCACACCAGUCACGAUUCCCAGACCCUCUGUGGCAUCCACACAGUCCACUUCAGGAAGCUUUCAUUAUGGCCAACCCUUGGAGAAGAAGGAUCUUCAGCCUCUGGAACACACUGUCGAACUUUACUCUCCAAGGGAAAAUGUGUCUGGUGUGGUGGGGACAGAGGGUGAACUUCCUAGUGGUGCCAGCAGAACAGACUGGGUGCUCCCCUUGGAUCAUCUAAGUCAGGAUAACGCUCUGCGGGAAGGCCUCACUAGGGAAUGUGUCAAAUCCCAAGAUUCGGUUCCAAAAGAGCUGUCUAACCAUAACAACAUCAAAGUGGCCACGAAAGAAUUUGAGACUCUCCCUGUGGGAGCUGAAGAAAAGAGCACUGUGUUGGGGUCAGACAAUGAGGAAGAGAAAUUGGGCAAAGGGCACUGUUUCAUUGAGAUUUCUAAUCUUCCAGGAGAUUUAGAAAGGGAGCAUUCACCUACUCCUGAACCUGUUGAAGAAUUCAGGACACAGACUUUCUGCUUGGUGCCAAAUCAGGACACAAAUCAUGAGAUAAUGAAGCUUCUGGCAGGUACAGCUUCAGAAAUUUCUCCAGUGCGAGUCAUCCACCCACAUGGUGAAGGACAGAUAGAUCAAGUGGUGGUACAAAAAAGUAAGUUACAGAGAGAUGAGGAUAUCAGUAAGGGGGAAGGUGUGCCCAGUCACCAAGGGGAUCUUUCUGCUUUUUUACAUCAAGAGGGUAAGAAAGAGAAAAUUUCCCCUCGAAAUGGAGAGUUGUUCCAUUGCAUUUCAGAGAAUGAACAUUCUCCUACGUCCAGGAAGGAUGUCAUUAGAUCAUCCUUUAUAACUAGACACAGUCGCAUCCCUGUUCUAGCACAAGAGAUAGACUCAACUUUUGAGACCUCUUCUCCAGUUUCAGCAAAAGAAAAACUACUUCAAAAGAAGGCUUAUCAGCCAGAUCUAAUCAAGCUGCUGGUGGAGAAAAGACAACUCAAGUCCUUCCUUGGUGACCUCUCAAGUGCCUCUGACAAAUCACUAGAGGAGAAGUUAGCUGCUGUUCCUGUUCCCUUUCCUGAGGAUGAAGUCUUCACUCCCUUUUCAAGACUGGCAAUAGACCCUCACUUGAGCAGGUCAGCUGAGGAUGGCUUUCUGUCACCUCUCAGCUCCCAGGCUAGAAAGAGUAAAAUUCCACGGCCAGUUACCUGGGCUAACCCAGACCAAGUCAGUAACUCAGCCUCAGCUCAGUUCUUUCCUCGGCCACCACCAGGAAAGCCUCCAACUAGACCUGGAGUAGAAGCCAGGUUACGUAGGUAUAAAGUCCUAGGGAGCAGCAACUCUGAUUCAGACCUUUUCUCCCGUCUGGCUCAAAUUCUUCAAAAUGGAUCUCAGAAAUCUCGGGGCUCUACUCAGUGUAAGAGUCCUGGUUCCCCUCACAGUCCAAAAACACCCCCCAAGAGCCCAGUUGUCCCUCGGAGAAGUCCCAGCACCUCCCCACGAAGCUCUUCCUUGCCCCGCACUUCAAGUUCCUCACCAUCCAGGGCUGGACGGCCCCACCAUGACCAGAGGAGUUCAUCCCCACAUCUGGGGAGAAGUAAAUCACCUCCCAGCCACUCAGGAUCCUCAUCUUCGAGGAGGUCCUGCCAACAGGAGCACUGCUGUCUUAAACCCAGUAAGAAUGGCAUGAAAGGAUCUGGCAGCCUCUACCACCAUUCUGCCAGUCCCAAAACUCCCCCAGGGAAGAGUAAGUCAGCCAGUAAACUCAGCAGAUAGGAACCAAGCUGUGUCCCUAUCACAGGUGUGAAAUCCUCCUAAACCUGAUGCAUGUUGUGUCUGUGUACUGUAUAUUUUGGGGAAAAAAAAAUCAGUGUUGACCUUCACUUGCAAAAGAAAGUAACAUAUGAUAAAUUAUUUCUGAAAAGAAUGUGUGACAAAGAAUUACCCAAAGGCAGGCAGCAAGCAGAUCAGAAAUCAAAGAGUAUAUUUGCGUGCAAAGGAGACAGUCCAGCAAACUCAUUUGGGUGAAACUCACCAAGUCCAGUAAUCUCUAAUUUCUUAGCUGCUUUUAAAAAGAGAGAGUUGUCAAGGAGGCUGAAUGAAGUUUACAGUUUUGGCCUACUUUUUACUUAAUGGUUACUUAAACAAAAUCUGAAAACUCUUUAAUAUUUUCAUCGCUCAGAUCAUUUUAGUGUGUUUAAGAAAAUAUGCUGUCUGGAAGCCAGUAAUGAUGAGUUCUUUGCUUAUGUGUCCAUAUGGUGUGUUGGGUCUUUAUGUAAUCUUGCUCUAAGUCCAGGUAACCUCUUUGGAAUUCAACUUUGUGAGCUUGUCUUGACCACAUAAUUCAUUCUCCCUUCUCUCACCAGGCUCAUCUUCUAAAAUAUAUAUUUUAACAUGUACUAAAAGAGCUUUUAGCAGUGUUUGCUAGGACUUUCCUUAGCUAUCUCAAAUCCAGAGAAUGUCUUAGUUCCCUCAUAUUGUCCUUUGAGGCAAAAGCAGUACAGUUCAGUACAUUCUAUGUGGUUGGCAGAUAACUAAAGACCUUCUUUCUGGAAUACAUAGGAGAGAUGGGGAAUGUCCACAGAUUAAUUUGGAAGCCUGAACCUUUACACUAGCAGCAACUUGGAAGGGUUAUAGGAGGUAUGACAGUUCAAGUGGAGGAGCCCACUUGCCUGUAAGCUUACCUUGCUAUAGUCCCAAUCCUCAUUCCCUAGCUCCUUGGAGCACCAGUUAUUUUCAGUAUCAACUUCCAAGAUGUUUCCAUAAAGAGUAAAUGGGAAAGGAACACUGGGAUGUCUCUCCAUUUCUACAUCUCAGGGUUACCUUCUCCUCCUCCCCAGAAAAGGGAAUAAAUUAUGUUGUUGAUGGAGAUGAUCCUCGAGCCUUACAUUUUAUAAGUUACCUAAUAUCUAGAAUUGAAUAUCUGGGGAAAUAAAGCUGGAAGAUCAGGCUUAGUUAUCUUUGGAGGCUUUUUAACCCAUCUUUUGCUUCUAGAAGGUUAUACCCCUGUGCCUCAGAUUAAUAAUGCUAAGCUUCCCUUCCUAAUUUGUGUAUGGUCUCAGUUAGUGACUAUGGAGGACCUUGGUGGGAACCCUCCCAUCAUAUGCUUCUCCCUCUAAAAUGGACCAGCCAAAAUGAAAUGACCUCAGACUUUGAAUUGGCCAUCUUUGUACUUCCUAUCCCUGACAUGCUGGGUGUUGUGGAAACCUGAUCAGGGUCAGAUAAAUGGGUCUGCUUGCUGUUGAUCUCUGCCUGCCAGCAAACAUCUGCGCUUUUUCCUUUAACCUUGUAUUUGUUGCCAAACCUCAUUCUCUUGGUUUGAAAAAGGAAUAUUUCUUCUCUGAGUAAAUAUGUUCUGAUGCUGCAUCAAUGUAGCCCUGAAGCUGCACUGAACUUUUCUCUUAGUUUAUGUUGGACUUAAAAAAAACAACAACAAACAAAACAUUCUCCAUGUGUGUACUGUCUCCUAUAAGUAAUGUAGCACAGUAGGAAACCUUAAUUUCUUUUAGGUUUCAAGCACUAUAGAGGAAUGCAAUAGGUAGGGAAUACCUGCUGUUCCUGAAGCAACUGUAAUGUUGGCAAGGCCGAUCUCUCUGUAUUAUAUUGUAUAAUAGUUGCUAUAACAUUUGCAUGUCUUCAUGGUAAAUUAUAUUAUAUAAAUAUUUAUAAAUAUAUAUAGACACAUAUACGUAUAAAUUCAAUUCACUCUCAUGUUCCAUUUGUAAUUUACAGACCGCAGAUGAUGAAAUCCCCUUUCUAUUGCGUGCCUCAAAUACACUUGGGCCUUGCGUCUUCAUUUUCUGAAAAUGUUUUCUUGGCAUGUGACACCUCAGACAGAUUCUGCCUUCCCCAUGUAAGGUCUAAGGGUUGGCAGUUCUCAAAUAAGCCAGGUUUUAGAAGUGUAGUUUAAAUUUUCAUUUAAAGAGAGCUUUUAAUAGGAAAAAAUACUUGAAAGUGUUUGUAUUACUGGUUCAAAGAUUCGUCACGUUAAUCUCACAGUUCUGUCGUCAUGGUUACAGCAGAUAAUCUGGGAUGAUGAUCACGGUUUAAGUCCAGUGACAAAGAGAAUGCCAUGCUAGGUUAGCAUGAAUUGAUAAAAGAAUCCCUAUUAUCAUUCCAUUUUGCUUUCUUCACUUUUAUUGGGUACUUUAUAAGCUUCUGAUAUCAGAGCUAUAUAAUUUUUUAUUUUGUUGUAUUGGCUAAUCUGUGCUAAAAGUAGCCUGCUUUAAGUCCUGUUCUCUCCAGUCAGAACUGUGCUAGUUAUAAUCCAUUUUGAAGAGCUGUUGUUGCAGAUGUGGCUACUAUUGUAGCAUAUGUAUUGAUCUUACUUGCCUGCUGGCAUCUUUGCCGAGUUUUCCCCAAACCAACACUGAAGUCAGAGUGGCAUUUGAAUGUGUUUUUCCCCUUUUGGUUCUCCCCAUCAUACCCUUGACCUUUCCACUGUGCUGCCCUGCUUUUUCAUAAGAAGCACUGGCAAAGUUUGUUAAGCCUCAAAUAUUUCACAUCAGGAUUCAGAGAUAAGCAGCCAUCAUUAUGUAAGAAUAUUUUAUCUUGCAUGUUAAAGGAAGAGUUAACCAAAGAUGUGUUUCUGCUCUCUCUGCUUCCUUUUAGGGGGAAAACCCACAGAGUUAUCUCUACCCUCAUAUAUUAUUAAGUGUAUUUAAAAGUACAUGUCCUAUAUAGAGUAUCCAAUAUAAAUGUUUUUUUAAAGCAUAGUUAUCCUUGCACGGAUUAUUUGUGGUUUUAAAUGUUGAGUGUCACUCGGGCUAAAAUUAGAGUGGCAUUCCUGAGCAGAGCUGGCUCAGGACUUUUUUUUUGGCGGGGGGGAAUCUUGGUGUUUUUUUUUUUAAGUUAAGAUGCAUUAAGAAUGAUUUUUUUUUUCCUCUAGUGGUGACAUAUUGCAGAAUUGAAUGACAAGCAUAGUUUAUCCAAUGUUACUAAUUUAAAAGCAGUUCAUUUGAUUAUCCUAAAUAGGAAUGUGUUGAAUUUGGGGGUUUAGGGGUAGGUGCUAAUCAAAGUCAAAUAAAACUAUAUUAAAAUGCAAAGACAAAAAAAUAUUAAAAAUGUAAGGUAAAAGCCAGAACUGCAUUAUGGGAACUUAUGUGCCUCAGCUGAAUUGAGGUUGGGAAGGCAAGCCUUUUGACAGCCUGCAAUUCCUGGGUGCUCUAACAGUUAUCAACUCACACUCCUCCUAAACUCCCCUUUCUUCUCCAGUUCUUUGUAUUGCUUCAGUCGAGCAGAAGACAUGGUCAGAAACAUUUUAGUCCCCUUAAGUUGCUAUAUGAUCUUGUCCUGAAUUAUGCUUCCCAGGGAUUGGAGAUUGGUUGAGACAUUCAAUUAAAAUUCUAUGUGGUAAUCUCUGCAUAUGUUUUCACAUAUGAAGAUAUUUUUGUGGGACCAGAUUUAACAUGUGGUGAAUGUAAAGAGGAAAAUUGGAUUGGAUAAAAUUUAAUCUUAAAGCUACUGCCUAGAAUUAUGAGAAUCUCUGAAUUUUAGACUUGUUCAGAGAUGUACUGUUUCUCUAAUUCACCAUUCCUAUGCAAGCUGGCUUUGCUGAUAAAGAUGUAUUUACUCUUAAAUUUUAAGUUGCAUGGUGUGAAUUCCAUUUUUUUAUAAAUGUUGCCAAGAUAAUCAAGCCCCAAAUAACUAGCAAAAUAGUAAUAUUUAUUGGAACCCAUUGCAGUCAACAUACACUUUAUAUUCUUUGCUUUUUUCACUCAAAAGAAGUCUUUGCUACUUACUAAUGCAUUAUACUACACGCAUAAUUUUUUAAAGACUAUGUAAAAGACUCCUUGAUUAACCUCAGUAAAUGACCACAUUGGGAACAUUUUUGCACAGCUGCUGGGAAGGCACUCAAAUCUUACAGAAGCACGGAUGAAAUUCCUUCCAGUCUAUAGAUCUCUGUGCUAAUGUUUUUCAAGGUUGCAUUUAUUUUGCAAGGAGAAAGCAUAGCUUUAUGCAUGUAAAAACACAGAUAGUUAAAACCAUAACUAACACUUCUACAUGGGGUGACCAAGUUGAAACAGAAUUAGAUUUUUCUAUUGGGGGGGUCCUAGUUUGGGAAAUUUCAUUCCUUAUUAGGGGUUAGUGAUAGAGAAACAGUAUACCAGAAAUCAGAAUUUAAUAGCCUGGGGGUGGGGGAAGUGCAUUUGACUCUUUGGGUAUUUUAAAUUAUUUAUCUAUAAAUAGUAAGUCAAAUUUAGUGGUCACAGGUAACUAAGCUCUUCAGAUUUUAAAAAGUAUAUAUUUUGGGUUCCUUUGUUUCCAACAAAAAGUGCACAGGUAUAAGAGAACCAUCACCUCUGUUUUGUUCCUGUUCUUUUGUAAUCUUGUUAAGUAGGAAGCCUCAGAUGUACCCAUUUUUGUUUACAUACGUGUCCUUCAUCUCAGGUGAGAAUGGUCACUUUAGCACCAAUACCACUAGUGCUGAGAGAGAAAAAGAAAUUUAUUUUUUGCCUUUGGUUCUGUAGACAAGGCAGACACGGUCUUGUUAGUCUUGUUUUCAAAAUAAAAGAGAGAAAGAAAUGUUUAAUGCUCAAGGGACGUAGCCACCGUGGCUUUCCCCCAAGAUCAUCACGUACUUAGCUUAGGGAACCUACAGGUGCAUGAUAACACUCGACUUCAGCAUGGGGGAGUGAUCUGAAACUCCCAACAGUCUGAUUUUGGAGGGAAUGGGUCAGGGUAACUGUGUCAAGGAACCCCUACACCUGCUCCCACGGAACGUAACCGCGGUGGGUUUACAGCACCAUUUAAGAAAACUCUAAUAAUUUUUGCUGUUCCCCCCCCACACAGUGGGCAGGUUUACCCACAAACCUUGGAUCUUAUAGGAACUGCACAUUAUGGAAAGGGAGAUUGGGUAUCCCAACAUAGCAAGGGAGAGUAGCAAAAGCUACACAGAAAAUUUUUGAAGUCAUUCUGUGAGUCCAGUGAGUGAAUGCUUCCUUGGUUUUGGAUGCCUCAUACCCCAUGUUCUCCCAGAUCCAGUGUUCCCUGCUAGAUAUGACACUACUUUAUAAAAAGCCAAACUCCUCUGUGAAGCAGAGAUUUGGUGAUUUGAUGUCCUUGUACAAAAAAUAAAAUAAAAUUGUAUGUAAAGGUUCUUCAUAAGACAAACAUGACCAGAUAAAGCAUCACUUUGGCAUUUAUUGCAAUCUGGUGACUGCCUAGAGCUUUUAGACACAGAAACUGAGAAAGUUACAGAGUCAAGGAGUGAGUCUUCUACAUGUUUAGUAAUUACUUGAAUCCCAUUCCCUCUUCAUGUCCUUCCCUCCCAUUUUUGUUUCCAACAGUAAAUUUCAAGAACAAUAAUUUGGCAUUCUUCCUGUCAUUCCCUUAUGAGGUCAUAAUGGAAUUCUGAAUGUCCUCCUAAUGUAUAGUAGAAAUGAUAGGAUGGGUACAACUUGCUUCCUUAUCAUGAGCUUGCUUUUUAUCAUGAGCUGUGCAGCCCUACUUUCCCCAGAUGCCCAUCUACCUAGACGAGGGGGAAAAAAUGAAGCAGGUCAUUGAGUAAAUAGUUUCUUGCCCUGUAGAGGCUGCUGAUCACACAAACUGUUAUGAACACUCGUCUGGUAUACUUUCCCUCUAUCUUUAGCAAAUAUUGGGUGCCACAUUUGGGUGCUUAAGAAACUGUACAGAUCACAGCCUAGUUGUGAAGUUCCUUAGUAAGUCAGAUGAGCUUUCAGGAUACAAUACUGUACUGUUAUACAAAUUGCAAUUCAUAUCUCUAAGUCACUCACAUCACAGAAACUAGAUUUUUUUUGUCAGUUUGAUUUUAAAUGUACUUUUUCUUUCAUGUGGGCAUAUUUUCAUUCACUUCUAAGGGGUAAAUAGAUCUAUUUCUUCUCAGACCCUAAAAGACCAGUGCUUGAAUAUCAAUCCAUGGAGGGGUGGGGUGAGGGGAGAGGGAAGAGGCAGUUGGGGUGGAAGAAGUCACAAGACUUCAAAAUCCAUGAGUUUUUCAAACUACUCACAGAGUUUUUGGUUACUAAGAUAAGAGAUGGCACCAAACUGUAAAAUUGGGCCACUCAAGAUUUUCAUGAAAAGACACCCGCAGAGAAGGCAGACUGAUUAAAGAUGAAAGUAGAAUGAAGUCUGUUCCACAGACGCUUCAGUCUGGGUCCAUUAGGUUCCUUGAACAUGCUGCUCUUUGGGGAACACUCCACACUAGGUUUCAGUUAUAUACUGGUUCUGCUUUUGGCUGCUUUCCUCAAACAGCCAAUGCCUACAUCAUUGUGCCACUUUCUUUUACCUAGACAUUCCUAACUUUUUAAAACAGGAAAAAGUUUUGAACCAGGAAGUAAACUUAGGAAGCUGUGAAUUGUUAGUGGCUGCUAAAUCAGACUCAAACAGCAAGUUAAGGGUAGGAUUUCUUUCUUAGUGAAUCCAACAAAUAAGUUACCUGAAUGCUCAUUUGAUGAUUCUACUUGACCCCCUGUCAAUCAGUGACAGGACCUAGGAAGAUGAGAAGCUGUUUUGUGAAAAUAUUUAGGUACUGAUGUAAAUGGCACAUUAGUAAGACUGUCUUCUGAUUUUAUUUCCUUCCAAAGGUACUGUAUACAAAAGUGUCCCCUACAAACAACACCCUUCCCCUUUUUUUCCCUCCAUUUUUUGCUCAGGCAACCAAGGACAUAAGGUAUCUGCAGAAACAUGAGCGCUUUCAUAUCGGCCGUUUGUACAUAAAAGUGUAAUUAUUUAUUUAAUUUUCCCAUUUGUAUCAUAUUAAGGCUUUGUACAGUGUUUUAAGUUCUGUUUUCAAAUUAUUUUGUAUUUUAUUUUUAUAAACUAGUAAUAAAAUAUUCAUUCCGCAUGCAAA